UUUACAUUUUAGAAAUAGAUAGAAAAUAAGUACAUAAAUUUAGAAAUAAAAAUGGAGAAAUUGAGUACAUUAUGCAACCGGAUCACAAAUUCAUCCUCAUUAGCCGUAGGAAUUGUGUUCUUUACGCUGUUGACUGACUGUAUUUUAUAUGGUAUAAUUGCUCCAAUUUUGCCUGACAUUCUUAAAGAUUUGGAUCAAAAUGUUGGAAAAAACAAAACCACUGGAACAAUAUUAAUCAAUGAAUCCAAAGUUGAGGUGACACUGGUAAAUUCAAGUUGUUCGUUCGCAUACUUCAAUACGGGAAAACAGGACGUCAUCAUUGGAUUCAUAAUUGCCCUAAAAGAGAUUUCCCAACUCUUUUCAAACUUUAUCGUGGGACCGGUAAUUGAUAAAAUCGGAUAUGAUAUUGUUAUGUUUAAUGGCUACAUCGUCAUGAUGACUUCAACCUUGGCAUUUGCAUAUUGGAAUACAUAUCCCGGAGUGUUCAUCGCGCGCGCGCUUCAAGGAAUUGGUUCGGCUAUGGCAACAACUGGUGGUAUGACUUUGAUUGCAGAUAUGUUUCGUGAUGAUGAAGAGAGAGGGAGAAUGCUUAGCUUUAUUCUCUUUGGAAUGACUAUGGGAUUUGCAAUUGGCCCGGCACUAGGUGGAGUUUUAUAUCAAUUUGGAGGCAAACCUGCUCCAUUUCUCGUAAUAACGGCGAUGGGGUUUAUACUUUUGAUAUUGCAAUUGUGUACUAGACGAAUGCGUCGUUCUGACUUUAAAGGAACAAGCAACAAUUCGUAUAAAAAAUUACUCAUGGAUCCGUAUCUGCUAUUGGCAUGUUCAACUAUAAUUUUCGGGCAAUUUACUAUGGCUUCACUUGCAUCGGUUUUACCUAUAUGGAUGAAAAGAACAAUGUGUGCAGAAGACUGGAUGUUGGGAGCAGCGUUUUUGCCAUUGAACGGAGGUUACAUGGUGAUUAUAGCUAUACUUGGAUGUUUGAAUUUUACAAAACGAAGAUGGAUACUCAAUUUUCUGUCGUUUUUCUUUGCUGCAAUAUCUUCUUCAACUUACCCUCUAUGCAAAAGUUUCUACGACUUAUUCGGGCCAGGUUUGAUCCUCGGAAUUUCGGGUGCAAUGAUCAGUACAUCGGCAUAUCAAAUAUUAGGAUAUUUAGCUGAUAAAAGACAUGGACCUUCAUUUUACGGGAGUGCGUACGCCCUUGCCGACGCUGCUUACUGCGCUGUCUUUGCAGUUGGGCCCAUGGUUUCGGGCGCAUUAGUACCUGCUGUGGGAUUUUCUGUAUGCAUGUAUAUACUUACUGGAAUAUCUAUUCUGGGCAUACUACCUUCUCUAUUUCUCCGAAAGCCUCUUUCACAAGAAUACAAAAAGGACAACGAAAGCGACCGUCUCAUUGAACAAAAGGAUGAAGCACGCUCAACUGAAUAAAUUUUAGAUUUUUUCUGUCCCGUUUCUUGAUAAUUCCUAUCAUUAGCUCGAAAAGCUACAUUUAUUGAACUUUUAAAGGUUUUAUACUGGCUUUAUGCAAAAAUAUUUUUAAAUACAUUUGCAUUGAUCGAACUGUUCUUGGUUCCUUCCCAUCAGUAUCGGAUAUUCACAUCAACUAUCUUUCGAAACUAUCUGACAUCAUCAUCAGGUGCUAAUAAGACUCAUUUAAUUGCACUUUUUAUUAGAUUUUGCUUCGACUACGGACAAUAGAAAAGUUAGUAUUGAAUAAACAUGUUUAAGGAGUACGACGAAUUUUUUCAAAACGCAAUACCAAGCAUUGAUAUACGACAUUCUAAAUCUGGUUUCCAAACUCCCAUUGUAAAAUCCAAUAAAUCAGUUUCUUAUGCAACUUAUAAAAUGAAAAAAAAA
Molecule: messenger RNA, 1857 nt
Organism: Styela clava
Lineage: Eukaryota; Metazoa; Chordata; Ascidiacea; Stolidobranchia; Styelidae
Product: synaptic vesicular amine transporter-like
Biological process (GO): transmembrane transport; aminergic neurotransmitter loading into synaptic vesicle
Cellular component (GO): terminal bouton; synaptic vesicle membrane
Molecular function (GO): serotonin:sodium:chloride symporter activity
Source: RefSeq, a predicted model, not a curated record